This is a messenger RNA of Klebsormidium nitens, 363 nucleotides long. Lineage: Eukaryota; Viridiplantae; Streptophyta; Klebsormidiophyceae; Klebsormidiales; Klebsormidiaceae. The record is from the annotation of a GenBank genome assembly.
AUGCCGCUCGAGGAGCUGAGCGCCGCUGUGAAGGCAAAGGCUCACAUGGCGGUAGACAGCAACUGGACGGUGGAUGCUACAGUUCGGGUCCUCGCCCAACAAGGCCUCGAGGCCGCUUACAGGGCUUUCCAGGAGACCUUUGCGACUCCUCCACCGACCGGAGAAGAGGAGCUUGGCAAGCGGAUGCACCACUUCGGGACUAUGCUGCUGUACCUUUACUGGCAGCAGGAGGCCUUCGGUUAUAACGCCCUCUGGUGCAAUAAUCAUAUGGACCGUUUCCCCGAGGAGCUUGCCUGGGUGCUCGGUGAAGCGCGAUCGGCCACUGCCCCUGAAAGUCCGCCAGGAGAAGGAACGCAAGUUUGA